This is a messenger RNA of Phalacrocorax carbo (great cormorant), 8730 nucleotides long. Lineage: Eukaryota; Metazoa; Chordata; Aves; Suliformes; Phalacrocoracidae. The record is from RefSeq and is a predicted model, not a curated record.
CCAUCUAAAAAUUCCAAGAUGGCGGAUCCCGUCACGGGCUGAGUCUGCUGGUGGCGCGCGCGCCGCCGGUGUCCCGCGCCGGGGGCUAUCGCCGUAUCCGUUACCCCCGCCUCGCCCGCCGCAACACAGGUUUCCAUUUUGAAAGCCAUUGCAAGAUAUUCUGCCACCCUAUUGGAUUACUUCCUAUACAGCUCAGCAUGUCACUGUGCCCUGGAUUUUAUAAGGUGGCCAUGAUUUAAUCCCCACUCCCAAUUUCUAUGUAUUGUUGAAGCAUUGGAGCUCUUUAGAGCUGCUGUUACUUGGGUGGGAACUGAUCCGUCUUGAAUCCCUUCUUCAAAGGACUAGACAUUACUAGCAAUGAGCUCCCAAAGCCAUCCAGAUGGGCUUUCUGGCAGAGACCAGCCAGUAGAGCUGUUGAAUCCACCUAGAGUGAACCACAUGCCUAGCUCUGUUGAUGUGACCACAGCACUGCCCUUGCAAGUUGCACCAACUUCAGUCCCGAUGGAUCUGCGCUUGGACCACCAGUUUUCCAUGCCUGUGACGGAGCCGACGCUGCGGGAACAGCAGCUCCAGCAGGAGCUCCUGGCACUCAAGCAAAAACAGCAGAUCCAGAGACAGAUCCUCAUCGCUGAGUUCCAGCGGCAGCACGAGCAGCUCUCGCGGCAGCACGAGGCCCAGCUGCACGAGCACAUCAAACAGCAGCAAGAGAUGCUGGCAAUGAAGCAUCAGCAGGAGCUUUUGGAGCACCAGAGGAAAUUGGAGCAGCACCGACAGGAACAGGAGCUGGAGAAGCAGCACCGAGAGCAGAAACUUCAGCAGCUAAAAAACAAAGAGAAAGGAAAAGAGAGUGCAGUGGCAAGCACAGAAGUAAAGAUGAAAUUACAAGAAUUUGUCUUAAAUAAGAAGAAGGCAUUGGCACACCGGAAUCUCAACCACUGUAUAUCCAGUGAUCCUCGCUUCUGGUAUGGGAAGACACAGCACAGCUCUCUGGACCAGAGCUCCCCACCCCAAAGUGGCAUAUCCAGCACCUACAAUCACCCUGUACUGGGGAUGUACGAUUCCAAAGAUGACUUCCCACUGAGAAAAACAGCGUCUGAACCUAAUCUGAAGUUACGAUCCCGACUAAAGCAAAAAGUUGCUGAAAGACGGAGCAGCCCCCUCUUGCGCAGAAAAGAUGGUCCAGUGGUUACCGCUCUUAAGAAGCGCCCGCUGGAUGUCACAGACUCUGCAUGCAACAGUGCUCCUGGAUCUGGUCCCAGCUCUCCAAACAACAGCUCCAAUAACAUAAGCACCGAGAACGGAAUUGCAGGAUCAGUCACGAGUAUUCAAGCAGAGACCAGCCUGGCUCACAGACUUGUGAAUCGUGAAGGCUCAGUAACACAGCUUCCACUCUACACAUCUCCUUCUUUGCCCAACAUCACACUAGGACUGCCUGCAACUGGCCCUUCCAGCGGAGGAUCAGCACAGCAGGAUGCAGAGAGACUUACUAUCCCAACCUUACAGCAGCGGAUCUCUUUAUUUCCUGGCACUCACCUCACUCCCUACUUGAGCACUACAACGUUGGAAAGAGAUGGGGGAACUGCACAUAACCCUCUUCUGCAACACAUGGUCUUACUGGAACAGCCAACUGCACAAACUCCCUUAGUCACAGACUGGUAUCUUUCAGGACUGCCCCUCCAUGCACAGUCUCUGGUUGGUGGAGAACGUGUCUCCCCUUCAAUACACAAACUCCGGCAGCACCGCCCACUGGGGCGCACGCAGUCUGCUCCCCUUCCCCAGAACGCCCAGGCCCUCCAACAGCUAGUGAUCCAGCAGCAGCACCAGCAGUUCUUGGAGAAACACAAACAGCAAUUCCAGCAACAGCAACUGCACAUCAAUAAGAUUAUAUCAAAACCUAAUGAACCAGCUCGCCAGCAUGAAAGCCACCCUGAGGAGACAGAAGAAGAGUUACGGGAGCACCAAGCCCUUUUGGAGGAGCCAUACAGCGACAGAGUCACAAGCCAAAAGGAGGCUCCAGGGCUGGCCAACAUGGUGCAAGUGAAGCAAGAACCCAUCGAGAGUGAUGAGGAGGAUCUAGAGCCGCAGCAGGAGCUGGAGUCUGGGCAGAGGCAGGCUGAGCAGGAGCUACUCUUCCGUCAGCAAGCCCUUCUGUUGGAGCAGCAACGUAUUCACCAGCUAAGAAACUACCAGGCGUCGCUGGAGGCAGCUGGCAUGCCUGUCUCUUUUGGAGGGCAUCGGCCUCUGUCUCGUGCACAGUCCUCACCUGCCUCAGCCACCUUCCCGAUGUCCGUACAGGAGCCACCCACUAAGCCAAGGUUCACAACAGGCCUUGUAUAUGACACCUUGAUGCUGAAACACCAGUGUACCUGUGGAAACACAAACAGCCAUCCAGAGCAUGCGGGGAGGAUCCAGAGCAUCUGGUCCCGGCUCCAGGAGACUGGUCUCCGUGGCAAGUGUGAGUGCAUUCGUGGAAGAAAAGCAACUCUAGAAGAGCUGCAGACAGUUCACUCGGAAGCCCAUACGCUGCUGUACGGCACAAACCCUCUGAACAGACAGAAACUGGACAGCAAGAAACUUCUAGGUUCUCUAACGUCAAUGUUUGUCAGACUUCCUUGUGGUGGUGUCGGGGUCGACAGUGACACAAUUUGGAAUGAAGUUCACUCAUCCGGUGCUGCUCGCCUGGCUGUGGGCUGUGUCAUUGAGCUCGUUUUCAAAGUAGCCACGGGAGAACUGAAGAAUGGAUUUGCUGUUGUUCGGCCUCCAGGUCACCAUGCAGAAGAGAGCACACCCAUGGGUUUCUGCUAUUUUAACUCCGUGGCAAUUGCAGCCAAGCUGCUCCAGCAAAGACUGAAUGUUAGCAAAAUCCUUAUAGUGGACUGGGAUGUUCACCACGGGAAUGGUACUCAGCAAGCUUUCUACAAUGAUCCUAAUGUUCUUUAUAUUUCACUACAUCGCUAUGAUGAUGGGAACUUCUUUCCAGGCAGUGGUGCUCCCGACGAGGUUGGCACAGGAGCAGGAGUUGGUUUCAAUGUUAACAUGGCCUUUACUGGUGGCCUUGAUCCACCAAUGGGAGACACAGAAUACUUAACUGCUUUCAGGACGGUAGUAAUGCCCAUUGCCAAUGAAUUUGCCCCAGAUGUUGUGCUGGUGUCAUCUGGUUUUGAUGCAGUAGAAGGCCAUCCCACACCCCUUGGAGGAUAUAAUCUAUCAGCAAAAUGCUUUGGGUACCUGACGAAGCAGCUGAUGGGCCUGGCUGGGGGUCGUGUUGUCCUGGCCCUUGAAGGAGGCCAUGACCUGACGGCCAUUUGCGAUGCCUCGGAAGCGUGUGUUUCUGCUUUGCUGGGAAAUGAGCUUGACCCUCUUCCAGAAAAGGUUUUCCAGCAGAGAGCAAAUGCUAAUGCAGUGCAUUCAAUGGAGAAAGUAAUCGAGAUACACAGCAAGUAUUGGCAUUCACUCCAGCGUUACGCCUCCACAGUGGGGUACUCCCUGGUUGAGGCACAGAAGUGUGAGAACGAGGAGGCAGAGACGGUAACAGCCAUGGCAUCUCUGUCAGUGGGCGUGAAGCCAGCUGAGAAGAGACCCGAUGAUGAACCCAUGGAAGAGGAACCUCCCCUGUAGCAUUCACCUUCAAGCUGGAGUUCUCCUGUCUGUUCGUCUUCGUCUUGAAGCUCUGCUAAGAAGCUUUCUCUUGUUACUCCUGCGUCCUGUCAUGGUUUUUUCCAGAAUACAGAAGGACAACCAGGUGUAAAACAAAGCAACAGAAAAAAAAUCUCUCCAUAACUAUUGCGUCUACAGUAUAUAUUUGCUGAAAAAUGACGGUGAAGAGCAGUAAAGGACUGACACACUGGGAACUCUUCCCCUGGUCCUCGCUGGGAACAGAAAGGGGAACGAUGCCCGUGAAGUCUUUGGCAGAGUUGCCAAAAAAAAGUCAAAGAUUCAACAACACGUAUGAAAAUAAAACAAACAAACCUUAACGUAAAACUGGUGCUUACAUUUUGAUUACCCACAAUUCAGCAAUCUCCGCUUGAACCACUCGACCCAUCUUGUAGUUUCAUUUCUUGGAUUUUUUUAAAUGGCUCUUGCCUGCCUGUGAGUCAACGACAUUCUUGUCAAAACCAGAACAAUGGGAGAUGGUGUAUUUUUAAUGGGGAGGGACAGGGAAAGAGGGACUCGUCUUAUGUCUAAAGGAAAGGGUAAGAGAAAGGGGGAAACAGUAGCCCAGAUGGAGUCGGCUUUAUUGUCUCCAAAGCCAUCUGAAGAUGAGUUUGUGCCUUUUUUUUUAAUUGAUGGAUUUGGUGCAGCUGGAUUUUCUGAAAUUUGAGGAACAAUGCCUUAAGAAAAAAAACACACACACACACAAAAAAAAAAAAAACAAACACAAAGAACACAGCAGUUCAUGAAUAUUUUUCCUCUGAUUGGGAAAGCCAAAAACUGCCAUCAGGAAGGAAGACAUUUUGGCUUGUGCUGGCAUGAUGGUGGGAAGCAGGCAUCAGCUGAACAGAGCGUCUCCAAAAACUGUCUACAAGUUUGGAUUUGUUUUGUUUUCUUUCAUUGCUGUUUCAAAAAAAAAAAAAAAAAAAAGGAAAAAGGAAAAAAUUAAGGUAGUUGCCAAGAAAGUGGCAAAUACUGUUGGGUCUUUGAAAUUCAACCAUUUUUAAAAACAAAUUUUCAAAUGUUUUCUCUCUUCUACAUUAUCUAGUAAUUGAACUUAUCAAUUUGGUUGUUGAAGCAUGUAUUAGACACAAAUGCAGGUUUAAGACUGGAAUGCUUUUUAUUAAAAGCAGCUAGCAUGAGAUAUUGCUUAAAUUGUUAGGUAUAAAUAUAUAUAUGUGUAUAAUGUAUAUUCCAAAUGUAUUCCAAGCUUAGAAACCGGAUUCCUAUGAAUUAUUGAUAAAACUAUUUAUGAUGCAUUUAUAGAAAAAUAUAUGUAAUAAAUGCAUACUAUAACAGUAGCCAUUGGAAGCUCCCAGGGGACAGAUUUGUGAAUUGGAACGUAAAAGGUACUUUUGGAAAAGGAUCCAGGUUGAAACUCGAGGACUUUCAGAUGACAGGUUGGAAGGUUUUUCAGAAAGCCAACACGUUAGCCACUGGGCAACUACCCUAAACAUUUGUAUUUUAAUUUAAGGUUUUUAGUUGUGAUCCUUUUCUAACAAAAAGAAAAAAAAAAAGAGUUUUUUAUAGCAAAGACUAUGAAUUUGCUGUUAAUUUUUAUAUUGAUAUUUCACAAAACCCUCAAGAAGCCUUGUUUGUGUGACUCUGACAUUUCUUUUCUAUUUGGCAGGUUUCAUUUCUGAACGGCAAUCGCGUCUAAACCUUUUUUCCUCCCACUUUUCUGGCUUGUACAUUAUUUUCCUUUUUUUUUUUUUUUUUCUUAAGUCUUUUGUACAGUGAGCAGCUUUCUGCAGGCGUAAGGAACCAUGGCAGAUGUCAGAGUUUAUUUUUCGGAAAGGGUGCAUUUUAUUGAGGAGGAGGGAACGUGAUGGGCUCUUUGUAUAAUGAUACCGCCAACUGUAUAUUUCCUCAGUUCUGCUAUAGUAGCUAUGUAAAGAAAAUAAGGAGUUUUCUUACCUCCGACAUAGUAGUAUUCCAAUGGGCGACGUCUUUGUCCUCCGAGCGGAUCGUAGCGAGGAUUGCAGGCGGCUGCAGCAGCUGCCCACCAUUGGGAAGGCUUGUCAGAGACACUCGUUGGGUAGCUGGCAUUUUUCUUUCCGCCGGACACGCAGACACGCAUGCACACCUCCCCACGUGCUCUUUCUCUCUCCUUCUCUCUUUCUCUCCUCUUCUUCUUCCUGUUGCUGGUAGGGUUGGAGAACUUUUCCCGAAGGUAUUUUUUCUCCCGAAGGUAUUUUUUCUCCCGGAGGAGGUCGUUGCCUCACGCCAGCCGGACCUUCAGCCUUGGCUGUCGCCUCCUGCAGACGGCGGGUGGGAGAAGCAGCAAAGCCCUGCCACGAGGACUUUGAGCAGCUUAGAGGAGACUGGAUCAACACGCGUGCCUUCUUACAGCAGUGUAGGAUAGCACACACCCCUCGUCCGAACAACCAAGGGUGGCUUUUUUAUUAUUAUUAUUUUAUUCUGUUACGAUGACGACUGAUGGGGUCGCUUCCAGUAACUUAUUUUUUUCCAGUUCUCGAAGCGGCCAUUUUCAUUCCAUUCAGGGCUCACUCGCAGGAGGAAUUUGAAGCGUAAUCAUACAUGUGAGCAAAUGCAAGAGGCUUUUGUUAUAUUCUUCAGUUUAUAAUGCAGUUUAAAAACAGACACUACUGUAUUUGAGUUUUGCAAACCCAAGUACCUGUUAAAAUUACGAAUGGCUUCGGUCGCGUAGGACCAUCCUCAGCAUAUUCUAAAAAUAAUCUUCCCGUGUGAAAACACGAUGUACCUGGAGAUGUUGUGGUUUGGUUCUUUCAACCAACCACUUUGCUGCUGUGAUCUAAAAUUAAUCUGGCUGCCGAAUCUGGUGACUGACUAGAUUUUCCUUUCGCCGUGUACACGCUGUGGGCAGUAACCACGUUUACACGAUCAUUUCUGUUGUCAGCUCUUCCCUGGCAGGUUUUUGUAUUUCUCCUCUCAGUCAUGGCAAAGCUUUUUAUUUCAUUUUUGUGUUCCUGAGAGCUGCCGGCUGGCCGUGCUGAGCCAGUUUCUUUUUAAAAAUCAGAGGAACUUGUCAGGAUGCCGCCUUCAUUUCUUUCCAUCAUUUCCCUCAGCUCUUUGCCAGGGACGGAAAGAUUUUUCCGGAGACGCCGGAGCUCAUCUUCUCCAAACUCCUGGCAACAUGGAUUAAUUUCGCAGCGGCGUCCACUCCCCAGGCGAGGUCGGAAUGCUUUUUGGGGCCAGUGUAGGCACAGAGUGUGUGGGGGGGAAGCCCUCAUUUUGAGGCUUGCCGAGGCUUUUUUCACCUUCUGAGCCGUUAGCUUCUUCAUUUCAGAUGACUUUGCCAUAGGGUGGCUGCACUGGCAGGGCGGGAGCCCGGGAUGCUCCUGCGUCCCAGCGCGGUGCUGCCAGGGCAUCCUUCGUACCUGCUUGGAAAGAAAGCAGCAUCUUUAAAUCCUCUUUACAGAGAAGCGAGGCCCAGUUUGCAGUACACAAAUAAUCAUUGGGGUUUUUUGUUGUUUUGUUGGUUUUGUUUGUUUUGUUUUGUUUUGUUUUUUUUUACUUUCAAUACAAAACAUUCCUUUUUUUAUUAGUCACGGUCAUGUAUUCAUUCCAUUCUUCCUUUUGUAAACUUUUUGGGCCCACAUCUUUUAUGGGCAUUGAUAUAUAUAAAUAUAUAUAUAAAUAUAUAUGAAUAUAUUUUUUUAAGUUUCCUACACCUUGAGGUUGCAUGGUCUGUAAGGUUGGCAUGUCUUUAUAUUGUAUACAGAUUUUGCACGCCAAACUUGGCAGCUUUGACAACGAAAAAAAUGUGGUUUGGGGUUUUUUUGGGUUUUGUUUGUUUUUUUGGUUUGUUGGGUUUUUUUUGGUUUUUGGGGUUUUUUUCCUCUCGUGGCAUUUGCGGAGACUAAAGGUUGGGACGUUGUUGUCACACACACACGCACGCACCCACGCACGCACCCACACAGCUACACACGAAGGAGAGUGGGAACAUUUUUUGUGUCUUACUGAACUUAAUAAGAAAUUGUGCUUUUUAUUGUUUAAAAAAAGUAAAUAAAAAGGACUACUUAAACAUUUCUCAUUUUAAGAAGAAAAAAAAGGCGUUUAUCUAGCACUUGUGACUUACCAAUAAUAGAGUUUAUUGUAUUUAUGUGGAAACGGUGUUUUUAGGGAAACUACGCAGAACACACAUAGUAAACUGCCUGUGUCGUCAUUAUUUUUUUGUUUCCUUUUAAUUUGGGUUGGUAUUUUAUUUCGAUUUCUCAGCUGGGUGGGGAGGUUGGAUGCAACCCUUUGUCAACACACAUACUCAUUAAUUCUAAGGAGAUGAGUGACGAGGACUUUAAAGAGUUAACUCUUCUGCACAGCUGCGUUAACUUUUUUAAAAUUACUUUUACAUGAUGUAUUAUUGCUAAGUUUCACUUUAAACAGUCGUGUACUGUGCAACACUGUGGUUUAAAACGAGACUUUACAUCAAAAGGAAAACAUGUUUCUUCAUUGUCAUGAAGUUGAGCUUGUUCUCAGCUCAUCUUCACUUUGUCUUUGAUAUUGAUGAAAAAGUAUCCUAUUGAAAGAAAAUAAAUUAACACUUUUCUGUGCUCCAUAGUGGAGGCGCUAUUUUCCAAUUUAUGAGGAUGACAAACUUAUAUAUAUAAUAUAUAUAUAAAAGUGGGGGGGUGGGGUUGAAACAUUAUUCACCCAAGAGCUUAUUACAGAUAUGUAGUAUCAAAAAGUUGUAACUAUAUUAUAUUCUACUUUAUACCUAUACAUGCUCAGUAUGACGUCACCAUUGGUAGCAGCUACCGGUUUACGCUGUAAUUUAGACACAAUUUCACUCUUACUGUAUGGACCCUACUUUAAGUGAUGGUAGCAUUCUUUGUGCUAAAUUUUCUGAUGGUCCUUUCUUUUACUUGGUGGAGUUGGAAUAUUUUUCUCCUUCUUGUUUUUCUUUGGGGUUUUUGUUUUGUUUUUUUUUUCUUCCUUCUCUUUUUUUUUUUUUUUUUUUUUGUACUGGCCAAUGGUGUCUUUCUCUGACAGUACCGACUUCAAUUUCAACUUUAUUAGGAGUCCAGUAUUUUGUACCACAUUAUGACAACUUGUUAUUCUUGUGGUGUAAAUAAAAAGAAAAAGUUAAUUAUAGUA